Messenger RNA from Fonsecaea monophora, 1035 nucleotides. RefSeq lists its product as hypothetical. The transcript has 8 exons. NCBI's taxonomy places the organism in Eukaryota, Fungi, Ascomycota, Eurotiomycetes, Chaetothyriales, Herpotrichiellaceae. The record is from RefSeq and is a predicted model, not a curated record. Gene Ontology annotation, molecular function: methyltransferase activity. Bases 1 to 1035 code for a protein of 344 amino acids.
AUGCAGGAGCCCGACGAUGAGCAGCAUGUUGACGAUGUUCUGCAGCCCGACACCGACGAGGACUCAGCUCUUGACCUGGGUGAAGAUCAAAUAUCAACUGCCUCGCUGACGUCCACUAUCCGACAUUUCGAGAUCGAAAAUGGCCAUACUUACCACGCGCUCAAUGCGGGAAAAUACAUCUUGCCGAAUGACGAGAGAACAAGACCCAGACUGAUCACAACGUUGGCGACAGAUAUCCAAAAUCAACACUUCCUAGCUACCUUUGAGGGCCGUGCCCAUUUUGCACCGGGGGCAGAUACGGCACAGCGAGUCCUCGAUGUUGGUACCGGGACUGGGAUAUGGGCAAUUCAAUUUGGUACUGAACUGCAAUUGUCCAGGAUUGCUCGACUGGUUGCUGACGAUUUGAUUCCAGCUGAUGAACACCCCGCAGCGCAGGUUAUCGGCGUCGAUUUGAGCCCGAUACAGCCUACACUUGUCCCCCCGAACUGUUCAUUUGAGAUCGACGACGUUGAACGAGAAUGGACAUGGUCGUUCCCCUUUGACUAUAUCUUCAGCAGAAUGAUGGUGGGCAGUUUUGCUGAUUGGCCUAGUUUUAUCGGCCGAGCUUACGAGAAUUUGAACCCCGGCGGCUGGCUGGAACUCCAGGACUGCAUUUUCCCACUGGCGACCGACGACGGGUCUUUCCACGAGGGCCAGCCCAUUUAUGAGUGGAGCUCCUUGCUGCUCGAAGCUAGUCAGAAGCUGGGACGGUCGUUGGGCGACGCCACUCGUCACCGCGAGCACAUGACGGCUGCAGGCUUCAUCAACGUCACGGUGAAGCACUUCAAGUGGCCUUCGAACCACUGGCCCAAAGACCCGAGGCACAAGGUCGUCGGGCUGUGGACGUUGGCCAAUAUCGGCGAAGGCCUGGAAGGUCUGAGCAUGGCACUGUUGUCGCGGGGUCAUGGGUGGACGCGGGAGCAGGUCCUGGCUUACCUCACUGGUGUGCGGAGAGAUCUGCAAGACCGGAGGAUCCAUGCAUACUGGCCCAUGUGA